Xyrauchen texanus (razorback sucker) is the source of this 2278-nucleotide messenger RNA. It is a transcript of the gene dnajb9b, whose product is annotated as DnaJ heat shock protein family (Hsp40) member B9b. Gene Ontology annotation, cellular component: endoplasmic reticulum. Lineage: Eukaryota; Metazoa; Chordata; Actinopteri; Cypriniformes; Catostomidae. Bases 244 to 885 code for a protein of 213 amino acids. Gene Ontology annotation, molecular function: misfolded protein binding; protein-folding chaperone binding. The transcript is spliced from 4 exons. The record is from RefSeq and is a predicted model, not a curated record.
CACAAUCACAAGCAGUCACCUCGGACUCUAGGGGUGAUGGUCGGACUCGCGUUUAUCGUAGAUGGAAUGAGCGUUACACCGAAGCCUGUACUCUGGAGCGGGAUCGAUUUGGAGGUGGAGGAUCCAUCAUGGUCUGGGGCGGUGUCAGAAUCAUCAGACUGAGCUUGUUGUCAUUACAGGCAAUCUCAACACUGUGCGUUUCAGGGAAGACAUCCUCCUCCCUCAUGAGGUCUGACCGCAGUCAUGGCAACAGCUCAGUCAGUGUUAACAGUGGCUGUGUGCAUUCUGCUCAUCGCAGAGCUGAUUGUGGCUGAGAAAGAUUACUAUGAGAUCCUGGGCGUCCCCAAAGAUGCAUCUGAUCGGCAGAUCAAAAAAGCCUUCCACAAAUUAGCCAUGAGCUAUCACCCUGAUAAAAACAAAAGCCCAGACGCAGAAGCAAAGUUCAGAGAGAUUGCAGAGGCAUAUGAAACAUUAUCAGAUGACAAGCGGAGACAGGAGUACGAUGAGAUGAGGAGUAGUCCUUACUCAAGAGAGGGCACGAGAGAAGGUGGCGACCACUUCCAUAAACAUUUCAACUUCAAUUUUGAUGAUUUAUUCACAGACUUUGACAUCUUUGGACACAACACUCACUCGCACAGUGAAAGACAUUUUGAGAAACACUUUCAGGCUCACGAAGAAACCAUUAGCAGACACAGGAGGCACUUCCAGAACUCUUUCGAUGGUGGUAUCUUUGACGAUAUGUUUGAAGACACAGAAAGGAUGUUUUCUUUUGAUGGACACCAAACUCGGACACAGAGCAGGUUUCAUGGUUCUGGCAGGCAGCAAUGCAGGACUGUCACACAGCGAAGGGGCAACAUGGUCACUACAUACACUGACUGCUCCUGAACCGCGCACACAUGGAAAUGUCUUUUCGGUUGUGCUUAUUGAAAUUUAAAUGAAUGCUGUUUUGCUUUGUUUUUAAUAGAUUUAAUGACCUCUAGAAAGAUUUCUGGGACCUAAAUCUGACUUUUAAGGGAAAGUUCACCCCAAAAAUUAAGAAUUUGAAAUCAUUUACACACCCUCAUGUUGUUCCAAACCCACAAUACUUUUUUCUUUUGUGAAACUCAACAUGAGGGUUAGUAAAUUAUUACAUAACUUACAUUUUUACAUGAACUCUCCCUCUAAUAAUACAUACUUCACUUCAUCCACAACAUUCGACAAAUUGAGAAAAAAAGAAGAAAAAAACAGCAUUGACACUUCUUUUACUGUGAACAUAAAAACCUGAGGUUGAAAUGGCACUUUAGUCUGGUUGUCAAUUAUUUAUAAACAAUUAUUAAGUCAUUAUUAAGUCUUCAAGUCAGGAUUUAGGGUCCUUCACUUUAAAUUAAAUACAUAGUAUGUUUUCAGGUCAAGUGGGUUUCACAUUUGUUUACAUCUGAGGCCUUGAAGUGCCAUUGCAUGGCUCAUUUGCCUUUAGGAGUCUAUAACCUGUUUGAGAAAUGUACUUGUUCACAUUCAAAGUGUCUUAAAGUCAAGAAAGUGAAGUUCCCCUUCAAAAUGUUUGUAAAUGCUGGUUUGCCUGAGUUAUUGCAUUAUGUUGCACAAUAUUGAAAAAGACUGAAACUCUUGUAAUUGCUAUUUUUGUUCACUGUACUGUAUUUAACAUGCACAUUAUACAAUUUGUAUAUCUUCCAUCUCAGCUAACAUGACACUCGAGCAAGCUGUGGCUCUUAUGAUGGGGAAAUCCCCUUUGUGCAAUAUUUAUUACAAUUUCCUUGCUGUUCAGGAAUCCUGUUAGCUGUAGGGCUUUUCUGGAAUAAAAUUCAACGGUAUAGGAUCAAAUGAAAUGGCAUACUGUAAACGGUUGCUUUUCAGGUAUAAUGUCAAAUUUCCAUGUCAUUUUCUAUGAUGAUUUUGAGGCAAUUGCCUGGGGCAAUUACAUGAGAAAGAGCAAUAUUAAAUGAUACAUUUUCAUCUAUUAUGUAAAUGAAGGGGCGAUCAAACAUAUUCUACACUCCCUAUAGUUCAAGGUUGUAUUUAUUUUGGCUGUCCAAAGAUUUGAUUAUAAGCAGUAGGUGGGCAUUUCUGUCAAUCUGUUUUCAAAUCUGUCACAGAGAACCAUAUACUUUUAUAUCUGUGCCAUUUAUUUAACAACAAUUACCUCUAGAGGUAGACCGAUAUAUCGGUUUCACUGAUUUAAUCAUUGCCAAUAGUUUCUUGGAACAAUCAGUUAUCGUCCAAAAUCUAUGCAGAUAGUUCUCUAGUAUAACAGCAGCCUCUAAAUGCUAAAUAAAAACAA